Molecule: messenger RNA, 426 nt
Organism: Helobdella robusta
Lineage: Eukaryota; Metazoa; Annelida; Clitellata; Rhynchobdellida; Glossiphoniidae
Exons: 1
Coding region: 1-426 (141 amino acids)
Source: RefSeq, a predicted model, not a curated record
AUGGUCCUUCUAUUACAAGCUGCUUUUUUGCCUCGUCUUGUUUAUUUUUUGAGAACAUCCCCUCUGUUGGAUGUUUCGAUCCUCAAUAGUUUUGACGAUCACCUCCGUGACGCAUUCCAGUCCAUCUUCAACAUAAAACUCGAUCAAAAAAAUUGGUUGCAGGGGACGCUGCCUAUAUGUGUUGGUGGCCUGGGUUUGGGUUCCGCGGCUGAGCUGGCACCUUUUGCCUUUUUGGCUUCUGCUGCUGCCACGGUGGCCCUCCAGGAUCUGAUGUUGCCGAGGGAUGGGAUUUAUGUCGAUAACUUCAGAAUGCAAGUAUACGACAUGUGGCGCGCCACCAACGGAGAUGUGGUUGCGCUCGAAAACCCCUCGCAAAAACACUGGAUCGCCCCCUGUCUUAAUAGAUCAGUUGAUCGAUGCAACUGA